Penicillium antarcticum is the source of this 795-nucleotide messenger RNA. RefSeq names its product alpha/beta fold hydrolase. Lineage: Eukaryota; Fungi; Ascomycota; Eurotiomycetes; Eurotiales; Aspergillaceae. The record is from RefSeq and is a predicted model, not a curated record. The transcript has a single exon. Bases 1 to 795 code for a protein of 264 amino acids.
AUGCCUCUCACAUUCGAAGAGCUCCCCCUCCAAGUCGAAGGCGUCAACCUGACCCUUUCAACAAUCCACAACCUCAAACCCAACCCAAUUCUCUUCCUGCACGGUUUUGGAUCCAGCAAAGAAGACCUGGCAGAUCUAUCUCUGCAUCCAGGUCUUACCGAGCAUGGCUACAUUGCAUGCGACGCGCCAGGAUGUGGCCACACAGAAAGCGAUAACCUCGCCGCCACCGACAUCCCUUUCUUAAUUGCGACCGCAGAAGCAGUCCUGGACCACUACAAAAUCACAAAAUUCCAUCUCAUGGGCCACUCAAUGGGUGGACUGACAGCUCUCCUCCUUGCAAACCGCCACCCAGACCGCGUCCUCAGCUUCGUGGAUAUCAAGGGUAAUCUCGCGCCGGAGGAUUGCUUCCUCAGUCGGCAGAUCUUCCAAUUCCCCGAUGGGGACGCGGAAGCAUUCAUGAAUUCUUUUAUUGAGCGCACGCGUACUUCUGGUGCUUUUGGUAGUGCUAUGUAUGCCAGUACACUGCGCCAUCGUGUUCGUGCUGGUGCUGUUCGGCCUAUCUUUGAGUCUAUGGUUCAGUUGACGGAUUAUGGUGAUUUGAUAGAUAAAUUUUUGGCUUUGCCUUGUCCGCGUAUGUUUAUGUUUGGUGAGGAGAUGCGUGGAUUGUCUUAUUUGCCGUUGUUGAAGAAGGAGGGUGUUGAGUUGGCGGAUAUUGUUGUUUGUGGGCAUUUCCCUAUGUACUCGAAUCCUGUGGAGAUGUAUCGUCGUAUUGCAGAUUUCUUGGAUCGUGUGUGA